Messenger RNA from Polypterus senegalus (gray bichir), 5473 nucleotides. Its product is annotated as caskin-2-like. Lineage: Eukaryota; Metazoa; Chordata; Cladistia; Polypteriformes; Polypteridae. Gene Ontology annotation, molecular function: protein binding. The transcript is spliced from 21 exons. The coding region runs from base 511 to 4488 and encodes 1325 amino acids. The record is from RefSeq and is a predicted model, not a curated record.
UUGGCUAAUGUUCUAUAGGAAAGUUGCCUGUAAUGGCAGACGUCGUCGAAAAGCGUAAGAGAAAGGCCGUGGAACUGUAAAAGUAUUGGUAUGCUUCUUGCUAGUUGCGCGAAUCAGUCUUUAUUUUUGCUAAAAGUUAUAUUAAAACUCGAGACAGUUUGGGUAUUGUUUCGUGACGGGUAUUCCAAUCACAUACGUAUUGAAAGUGGUAAUAGCCUGACAACUCCAUUUCAGAAAUAUUAUUUGUUUUCCUUUUUCUGCAACAUUUUUAAGUCACUACUCCAUAUCAUCUGUGUUCAUGAUUGAAGGAUGGAAAUGUUUUAACUGCAAAGACCUAGGAGAAAGAAAAGUCAUGAGUCAAAAUAGUUGUAGACUUGAGAAUAAAAGAAUUGUUGCAAUUUUUUUUUCUGCUAUACAUUUUCAGCUGGAGUCUGAAAUUGUUUGCUUUAAUAUUUUUUAAUGAACUUGGAACAUCUUUUUUAAUUUUGACAAGAAAUUUGGAUUGCAAACAUGGGAAAAGAACAAGAACUGCUUCAGGCAGUAAAACUGGGAGACUAUGCAGCUGUGCAGAAGCUCUUAGCUAAGAUGAAAGCCAACCGAAGCAAGUUGCUGGGCUCUGGAAAGAGACUGAAUAUCAACUACCAGGACUUUGAUGGAUUUUCAGCUCUUCACUUUGCAGCACUUACUGGAACUACUGACCUUAUUUCUUUGCUACUAGAAGCAAAAGCCACUGUUGAUAUCAAAGACAGCAAUGGGAUACGGCCUUUACAUUAUGCAAGUUGGCAAGGAAUGGCAGACAAAGUGCUUAUGCUACUGCGAGCAGGUGCCUCUGUCAACAUGGCCUCCCAAGAUGGACAGAUUCCUUUGCACCUUGCUGCACAGUAUGGCCAUUAUGAAGUGUCUGAGAUGCUUUUGCAGCAUCAGUCCAACCCAUGUAUCUUGAAUAAAGUACAAAAGACACCUUUGGAUCUGGCGUGUGAGUUUGGAAGAUUAAAGGUGGCCCAGUUGCUGUUGAAUAGUAACAUGUGUGCUGCUCUCUUAGAGGGUGGUGAGAACAAGGAUGGACUAGAAACAGCCUGCAACACUCCUCUUCAUCUUGCCGCCCGAAAUGGGCAUAAGGAAAUCAUUCAGAUAUUGUUGAAAGCUGGAAUCAGUAUCAAUCGAACAACCAGGGCUGGAACUGCAUUACAUGAAGCUGCCCUGUAUGGAAAGAAAGAGGUGGUUCGACUUCUUCUUGAUUCAGGAAUUGAUGUUAAUCUCCGAAAUACUUACGGUCAGACUGCACUGGACAUUGUGAACCAGUUUACAACUUCACAUGCUAGCAAGGAGAUCAAGCAGUUGCUCAGAGAAGCAUCUGGUAUUUUAAAAGUUCGAGCACUGAAGGACCAAUGGAACAUGCAUGAUCCCACAGCACUGAACAUUAGAGCUGGUGACAUCAUUAUGGUUCUGGAACAACAUAGUGAUGGCCGCUGGAAAGGACACAUCCAUGAUAACCACAGAGGAACUGACCAAGUGGGCUACUUCUCUCCUGCCAUUGUUGAGGUUAUCAGCAGAAGAGCAGGUGGAACCCUUCCUCGCCACUCCUCCCUUUUGAAUCAUAAGCAACAGUCCCUUUCCAAAACUCCUUAUUGUGCUCAGACCAAUCCCCUUAUGGAUCACUCCUGUCAGCUCUAUCAAAAUUCUUUCAGACGGGUUCUUGGACUUGGAGACAGUGCAGCUGGUGACAGGAACAGUGUUGGUAGUACUGGCAGUGCUGGUAGCUCCCGGAGUGCUGGCAGUGGACAGAGCUACGACAGCAGCAUCGGACAAUCAAUGGCAGACAGUUCCAAAAAAAUGGUAGCUGUUAGUGCUGAACAGGGGCUCUGUUUUAUAACUUCUGAGACAUCUAAGCAGCAGGAGGUAACAGAUACGUCAGAGCAGAAAAACAUGUCCACUUGCAAAUCAAGAGACCAAAUUUAUCCUUACCUGUUCAAAGAACACCAGCAGUUGCUUGAAGGGAAGGAUGCUGAAGCCAUUUACCAAUGGCUUAGUGGCUUUCAGUUGCAACAAUACACAUCCAGCUUCAUUAAUGCAGGAUAUGAUGUCCCAACCAUUAGCAGGAUGACCCCAGAGGACUUAACAGCCAUUGGAGUUACUAAACCCGGACAUCGUAAGAAGAUUUCAAUAGAAAUCGGAAAAUUAAAUAUCCCAGAAUGGCUACCUGACUACAUUCCGGCUGACCUGGUAGAAUGGUUAAGUGCAAUUGGUUUGUCACAGUAUCACAAAACAUUUUGUGAAAAUGGGUAUGAUUCCAUUAACAUCAUCCGUGACGUAACAUGGGAAGACUUACAAGAAAUAGGAAUUGUCAAACUUGGGUAUCAAAAGAAAAUUAUGCUUGCUGUAAAGAAGUUGAAUGAUAUCCAAAAAAUUAUGAACCAGAGAGAACUGGAGAAUAAAGCUUUGAUGCACAAAAUUCCAGGCGAGCUGGCAACUGUGACCAUUGAAACAGAGAAUGGAGGAGAGUGUUAUUCUUCCCAAACUGCUAAAAUGACAACAUUUCAAGACAUUGAACUUAGUCCAGAACUUCAGAGCACCAUCUCUAGUAAAUAUAACAACCAUCAGGAUGGUUUAACAGUCAAGAGUCUGCUUUCUUUCUCCAGCAGCCAAGAAAGCAUUGGAGGGCGUUCAAGAGGUUCAGGACACUCACAGGAGAUCAUAGUGGCACAAGCAUCCCUACCUAAAGAACCCAGAAAAAGUUUAGAUCAUGCUGAGUGUUACAUUGAGCAUCCUAGGCCAGGAAACAGUGAUGAAGAUUACAGAAGGGGCGGGUAUGUUGGUGUUGAUGUUGAUGGAAUUAAUGGAGGAUUUGUAGACUGCCUUAUGGAUGAAAGAAACAUUCCUGAAGGACAAGACCAAUUCCAGUGUUGUGCACAAACUAAAACAAUUAAUUCAGACUUCCACUCAUAUCAAAAUGACUCCAAUGCUACCAUAGAAGUAAUUAAACUAAUUUGUAAACCCCAACAUAUUCCAGACAUUGCUAAACCUCAGACCCCCAUAUACCCAGAAAAUUCAACCGCUACUAAUAGUAUCACUUUGUCAACAGUGCCAGUAGGCACAUACAAGCCAGUUUUACAACAGAUCGUCACAACCAUGCCAGAGAAAUAUUCUACACAAAAAGAAUCUAGGCAUCUCUGUUCAGAAUUGGAGAUCACAAAGAAAGACCAAGAUAUUUUUGUCAAGAAUGUACCAAGUGCUGUAUCACUUCUUUCUAGCCAAGUGCCCAGUAAAAAUGGAGAAUUCAGGACAAAAAAGCGCUCCCAAAGUCUUACUCGAUGUGCCAUGUCUGAUGAGGACCCAGAAGAAGAUGGAAGAUCACUGGAAUCUUAUGGUAGUCUUACCAGGCGCCCAGUUCGCAGGCAGCUGACAAGUACGCAGUGUGCAACUGAACAUAAUGUGACUCGCAGCCAAUCUUUUGCUGUUCGAGCCCGCAAAAAGGGUCCGCCCCCUCCACCUCCUAAGAGACUCAGCUCAGUAACUAGUUUGCAAUCCUCUAAUUUCAAAAUUAAUUUAGAUGCAGGUAUAAAUGAACUUUUGGAGCCUCAAGGAGUUUUCUCGAACAUUACAGAUCCAAAUAGUGUUCGAGGCAUAGCCACAAUGUCGGAAGUGUCAUGUGAAAGCCCAGCUAAGCUACAGACUCAUAAUGAAGUGUUCCCUUUAGAAAAACAAAAAGAAACAUUCACUAAAAUAGUUAAUGAAGACUGCUCAACAAUAGAAAAUCUUGCACCUGUAGAAAAAUCUGUUGGAUACCAUAUUCUGAAAGAUUGGUCCGAAAGACUUGAACAGAUGGUAUUCAGUGAGCCUAAAACUUGUGUAUCUAACAGUAUGGAUCUAGGGAGAGAUGAGGUUACACUAGUUACUGAUGAUGAAUGUAAGACUAAUACUAAAGGGUGCCUUGAAAGCUCGUCAUCCUCUCAAAGCAGCUCCAGUGAAUGCAUUCCCUUUGCUGAAGAAGGAAAUCUAACUAUCAAACAAAGACCCAGGAUACAUAAUCUUCUCACUGAGUCUUCCAGAGAAGUUGUCUCUAACAUUUCCCUGUCAGAAGAAGGGAUAAAUGCAAAACAUCUAGAAAUACCACAGUUUAAUCUUACUGAAUCCGAUACUGUUAAACGUAGACCCAAGCCAAGAGACGACAAGCAACAAAAUACAAAAGAAGAAAAUCCCUUAAUCUCAUUUAUAGACGUAGACUUCAGCAGAACUGCAAAUGUGAGACAGAUAAAUGAAAACUUGAAUCCUUUAGAGCAGACCUCUGGUUCUGUCCACGUUCAGCAAAGAUUGGAACAGACUGCAACAUCUCUUGAAGCAGCUCUUCAGGCUGUUGAAAGAAAGCUUAAUUUUCAGAGUACAACAUACAGUGGAUCCGACACAAUAAAAUCCACAAGAAACAUCCUUGAUGACAUAGGUAAUAUGUUUGAUGAUCUUGCAGACCAGCUGGAUGCCAUGUUGGAAUGACCAGAACUACGAACUGGGAAGCCACAGUUGAAUUGUUUUAUUCAAAAGGAGCAGACAUUUGAAAAUCUAAGGUUUCAAACAAACAGAUAUGAUUUUCAUUUGAAAAAAUUGGACAUUAAAAAAAUCUCAGUGAUCAUCCACCUAGUUUUAGCAGUUGUACAUUUAAAAAAAUCAGAAAAUUUCAAAGUAAAAAAAAGCCUACACUAUUGGUCUUUUGUGAAUAACAUAUUAUUUUGCACCUUACUAGUAUUUAGAAAGUUCAAUGUAUUGUACAUUGCUUAAGUCAUUUUAUUAUUUCACAUCUUAUUGUUUACCAUAAUCUGAGUUUUAUGAUGUGACAUAUAUUUCAUUUAAGACACUGGGAAGAACUGGGGCACACUUUCUAUUGUCCAAAAAUAAGGAAUAUGGCUUACAUGGUUGAGAUUUGUUCUGAAAAUCUGAAGAUUAUAACUUCUAAUUUAUUCCUUAGCCAUUAUUUCAUAAAAUUCAAAUACAUUGUUUUGUGUCUGUGUUGAUAAAUUUAAUGGACUGCUGUUACCAUUGACUUCAACAGUAUUCAUUCUUAUAGGUGUGGGUGAGCACCUACUAAUGCCCCAGUUGUCUAGCCACUAAGCCUCUCCAAUCAUUUAAAUUCUGAAAGAGCAAGUACUGACCUAGAUACAUGCCAGUACAGCCCCACUUAGUGGCUGUGGGUGAAUGUGGAUGUGUGUGCUUAGGUCAGCCCUAUGAUAGACUUACACACCACCCAGGAUGAUUUUUGCCUUGUGGCUUGUAAUGUUGGAAUUUACUGCCGCCCAGUGAGACCAUGAAUUUGCAGUACCAGCAUAUGAAACUCCACACCCAGAUAAGUUGUGUUGAACAUGAUUUUCAGUUAAAUUCAAACAAUUUUAUACAGCAAUGAAUUGUGGAAGUUCUUUUCAGCAGCCUUUAUUUCAUCUACUGUUAAAUUUUUGUUUUUGUCACUUUUUCACUGUGCAUAAUGACA